Geodia barretti is the source of this 1802-nucleotide messenger RNA. Lineage: Eukaryota; Metazoa; Porifera; Demospongiae; Tetractinellida; Geodiidae. The record is from the annotation of a GenBank genome assembly.
GUGCUUUUCGUGUGUGCAGCUGAGCGUGGCCCAGUGUCUGGAUAACGUGACCACCUUUCUCAACUCCUACCUACUUCUGCAGCAGACAAACAGCGUCGGAGUCUGCCUGUGUCAUCAGGGAGGGAGGUGAGACCAAAAGGCUGCCUCAUUAGCUGUGUUGUGUGUGUGUUUGCUGCAGUCGGAUGGUGUACCCAGUGGCAGGGAGAGAGGAGGCCGGGCUCCAAGAGACAGAGGAGACCACAAGUGGAAAGUACGAGCCUCUGGUCCACAUGAAUCGAGUCCUGACUGAAGAGAUUCGCAAGACUGUGACCGAAACUGCUAGUGAGCCUUUGGACUUUGCCAUGCAUUUUCUUAUGUAGUGUGCCUGACACUUGCUGGGUAGAUAUAUAGUUGCUUUCAGGCAGAUCUUGUUUGUCGAUUAGUUUAUUUUGUCUAAAUUUCUUGCAGGUCACCCUGUUCACAGUACUUCAGCGCUAUCGGGAGCACUUAGUAAAUGUCUCUGCUGUAUCCCCACCACACUCAAUGCAGACGUUGAUAAAGUUCCAUCGUACAGAGAGUUUACUGUUAUAGUUUGACCCCGUCAGGGAGGAAAAAUAUAUAUAUCUGUUUAGUGAUUCAGACUAAUAAUCUAUGGAGGAAAAAUAUAUAUAUCUGUGCAAGAAAUAGAACCUAGGUAGUGAUUCAGACUUAAUUUUUGGCGAAGACAUCCAGAGGCGUUGUAGGGAGGCACCACUAGGAACCAAAGUCAACUCACGCAUACUAGUAAUAAUGUCAUCGCAAGACACCGCGUCACAGUAUGUACCUGUAAUGAACUGCAUCUUUGCUGCCCAAAAACAUAAAAUAGUGAUCGACUCGUGCGUCUUAUGGCAAGACUCAGGAUUUCUACAGCAAGCUUCAGAUAUCACAGGUGGUAUUUAUAUAAAAACUCCAGAGCCUGCAGGCUUACUGCAGUUUCUGAUAUGGACGUUUCUACCGGAUGAGACCAGCAGAGAUAAACUCAUGCUGCCAUCAGCGGUAAAGGUGGACUACCAUGCCUCUUGUUUCUGCCACCAUCGACUGGUGGACGUCGGCCAUGUCUGCUCUGUCUGUCUCUCUAGUGGGUGUGCCCCUUCAAUUUACCUGCCAUUUUCUAUUCGUGUCACAUAAUUAUACUUACCUGUAUAAUUGAAUGUUGAUUGCAGUUUUCUGUCAAUUCACUCCGAUCUGCUCCAUGUGCCAAGCACACUUCAAGCUGCCCAACUUGCCUCUGGUCAAGGCUGGAAAGUCGAAGAAGAAAAAGAACGCCAAAGUCAGAGACCACGGCCAAGCAUAGCAAAUUUCCAGUGUUUUAUAUUGUCCUGUCUUUUUUUUUUUUUAUAAUGCAUGAAUCACUACUGUCUUUCGUUUAUAAUCAGCAGGUUAUGUCAAUUUCUUUUCAAUAAUGAUAAUACAAAAGCACGGUUAAUGAAAAACAAAAAAUUGGGAAAUGAACAGUCUUGUGAUAUUAUUAUGUAUAAUGUUCAAGCAGCCAUGAACGAUUCAAGGUCAAAAUAGUCUGGAUCAAAGCUUGAAUCACUUCCAACGGAGAAGGGAGACAGCAUCUUUUCCAGCUCUGAAUCUGUCAUGUCUGAGAAGUUGGCUACGAGACAAUCAUUAACAGGGGCAGAGUCAAUAAUAACAGGGGAGGUGGCAGUAGACUCUGGUAUGAGGGGAAAUGGAACGGAAUCGGAAAAACUGUCACUGGAUGAUGAGAACAUGGGCGGGGUCAGUAGGGGGCUGGGGUUCAGAAUAUGGCUAUCGGGUUCCAGUUGGAUUGGUGGGUC